Messenger RNA from Caenorhabditis angaria, 1044 nucleotides. Lineage: Eukaryota; Metazoa; Nematoda; Chromadorea; Rhabditida; Rhabditidae. The record is from the annotation of a GenBank genome assembly.
AUGGAUAUUAUAACAAUCUUCAAAAUCUACAGUACGAUCACUGGUGUUUUCGGAAUUUUUCUAAAUUCAAUAUUAUUGUAUUUGGCAUUUUUCAAAUCACCAUCAACUUUGAAAUCUUAUUCAAUUCUAAUUAUCAAUUUUGCUAUAACUGAUUUGCUCGCAUCAGUUUUUACACUUAUUGUUAUGGCAAGAUUAGUUCCAAUGAGUACCGCAAUUGCACAAAUCUCAUAUGGGUUUUGUAUAUUUUUUGGUCCAACUUAUUGUUAUGUUGGGUGAGUGUCCCAUGUCCUACAUAUUGCAAUCUUCAAGCUCAUACAUUCCAGAUUCAGUAUCAUGCUUCACUUAUUCGUUUUCUCACAAUAUUGCCUUCUAUUAUCAUUCAGUUAUCGUUACUAUAUUCUUGAAAAUGCUUCACCAAAAGUUAGAACUGUUGUUUAUCUUAUUGCGCUUUUCUAUAUUCCUGCAUUGAUUCAUGCGGCGUGUUUCAUGAAUGGUGAAUCAGAUGCGAGAGAAGUUAUGAUAAUAUAUCAGAAGCUUUACCCUAACGAUACAAUUGUUCUAAACCAAGUCACUGGCAAUUUAAACACCCGAACUCCUACUGCAACUUUCACUGUUAUGCAUAUGAUUCUUUCUCCAAUUCCCAUUACAAUUUCAAUCCUUGUUAUUCGUCGGAAAAUUAUCAAACAAUUAGAGAAAACAGUGAAACAUUUGAGGAAACAAACACAAGCAUUACAUAAACAACUUCUAACGGCUCUAACAAUUCAAGCCUGUCUUCCCGCAUUUUUCGCUCUAGGAGUUGUCAUGUUUGCUCUCGAAGGCGCUGGAAUCGUAAUGCAUCCUGGUAUUGAAUGUAUUAUAAGUGCUUCUGAAUGUAUAAUUCCAGUUUUGUCUCCCGUUCUAUAUCUCUAUUUUGUAUCACCAUAUCGACGUGCUCUUUUACAAAUAACAGGAAUUGCUCCAACUGUUUCAACUUCAGACGCCAGUAUGACUGAACAUUCCACAGUUGUUCAAAAAGAGAAAGGAAUUACGUCUAUUCAUAAUUGA